Eublepharis macularius is the source of this 4573-nucleotide messenger RNA. Its product is annotated as synaptotagmin-like protein 2. Gene Ontology annotation, molecular function: small GTPase binding; neurexin family protein binding. The record is from RefSeq and is a predicted model, not a curated record. The coding region runs from base 654 to 3575 and encodes 973 amino acids. The transcript is spliced from 17 exons. Gene Ontology annotation, cellular component: plasma membrane; exocytic vesicle. Lineage: Eukaryota; Metazoa; Chordata; Lepidosauria; Squamata; Eublepharidae. Gene Ontology annotation, biological process: exocytosis; intracellular protein transport.
UCCAGUCCGGGUUUUGGCGUCGGUGCAGAGCGCCGCGGGGCGGCUGGGCAGGUCCGGCAGAAGGGCUGGAGACGAGCCGGGCGGCGCAGGGGCAGGUGGCCGAAGCUUCGCCCGCCGUUGCGGUGCCCAGCCAGGGAGGAACUUUCCCCCGCAGCCGGGAAGGCGCCCCGCCGUCGACCCCGUGCGAGAGCGAGGCCACCCGACAGCAGCCCAGGAGCACAUGAACCAGAUUGCCAGAUUUCUUGACUGAGGAAGGCAGAAGCUGGGGGCUGCCACAUGGCUGAUGGGUCUGCCCUCUCUAAAGCCACCUCCCGGCCAUCUUCUCUUCCGGGUGCUUUGAACGAGAGAGUUUACAAUUCCACCUUUGCAUGGAUCAAGUGAAAGGUGUUACUCUCUGGAGGGAAUGCUUUAGCUCACACAGGCAUGCUGGAGAGAAGAUUAAGUCAGAGAAGAAGAAACCUGUGUUGAGAAGUUCAAGCCUGGAUCCGACAGAGACUUCCUCUCCAAACGAUGCUAGAGUAAAUUAUCUCCCGCUCUCACCUGUACCUUCUUAUCCAGGCUUUAUAACAACAUCCCUCAGGCUCUAUGUUAAAGACUCGAUUGCCUCCUCACCACAUUAGCUUCUUCUGAGCUGCCAGAGCCCCAAGAGGAAGAUGUUGGACCUGAGCUUUCUGACGGAGGAAGAAUAUGAAAAAUUGUUACAGGUGUUGCAGCGGGAUGCUGAGCUCAAAAAGAAGGACGGUGAUCGGAUCAGGCGAUUGCAAGACUCACUUAAGGAUGAAAAGAAGAAGAAAUUUGUGACUGGUGAAUGGUUUCAUGAGGUGAAGGCAAAGCGGUUUCAGGAAGACUUAGAAGGGCCAGAAUUACUUCGAGUUUCAAUUCGAAAGAGACAGAGCGAUGCAGAUUAUGGAACAAUUGAGCAUGCCCAAGAGGAACUGGAAGGGAUGUUUUUGUCCUCCGAAGGAACCGCCGUGCCCUCCCCUGAAUCGGAAGAAGAAAGAUCACAGGAACCAACUUUGGAUUCUGCAGAAGGAUAUCAAAUGAAGCCCAAGCCCAGACUGAGGCUAUCUACCCUGCCAUCUACUGAAAAGAGAUCCAACCGCGAAGAUGUUUCUCCAGCAGACAGCGGUGUUGCUGUAAGUCCAUUCCUGGCCACAAGAAACAGCUCAGAAGGAUAUGGAAAAGGCCAUGAAGGGCACUCAUUAUCCUCUGAAAAGCUUUCUGAAAGGGAUCCAAGUGAUUGCACUUACCGGGCUGGAGUGGAUGUUUGUGAUGGUGCUACACAAAUUCCAACAAUCCAGCUAGCAGCUCAGGGAAAAACUAGUCCUUCCAGCAAGAUACCAGUUAUGACAAAGUCUAGCAAAGGAGUAUCCUAUCCUGACACAGUUCUAAGUAAUACAGCUGACAAAUCAGAGUGGAACGUAGCAAAGAGAGAGUCGCUGAAGAGCUCCAAAUUGCCCUCCCUCGGAUGGGAGAACAGCCUUCCAAAACAAGGAGGCAAUUAUACUGUCUCAUCUCUUGGUAAUAAAGAUGAGGAGAUCAGCCUAGAUCGGGAACACUUCAAAAAUCUGAAGAACUUUUGGGAGAAGGGAGGCGAGUCUGCCUUGACCAAUGAUUCAUCUGAGAAGUCCUCUGAAAAAGCCAGCAUGGUAGAAGUCAACGGGAGGCUGCCCAGACUGCGACGGUCUCUCUCGGUCCAAUCCAACCAGAGCCAGAAUAGUGAUGAAAAGACAAGUUGUAACGUCUAUCCCAAAGCCAGAGUCCUUCACAAAAGAAGUGCCACCUUAUCUUCCAGUGAAGACGAACCUACUUACAUCACACCCCCAAGGAAAGGGUCAGGGUCGUCUAUCCCCAGAUCUACCUACGGCAGGAGCAAAGGGGCGGCAAUUCAUAGAAACACGAGCGAUGGGAAUGGGAAGCAGCAUUUGGUGGAAGAAGAGAAAAAAAUGCAGCGUUUCCUAAGGAGAUCGAAGUUGCCCGUCCGUGUGCCUUCCCUUAAAAUUGAGUCCCCAACAAAAGAGCGGAGUGGGAUCAUUUUUGAGCCCGAAACACCGGCAGAUGAGUACGUCAUGGCUGACGCAAGCAAGCGGAAGACGGAUUCCUUGGUAGGCAGGGUUCAGAUAUUAAUAGAGUCCGUGUCUUUGGAGGAGCUUGACCAAGUUACUAUGGAAAGUAAUUCAGAGACUCAAAUAAAUCUAGAAGCAAACGAAGAACUGCCUGGGGAUCAGCCUUGUGAUCCUACAGGCGACCAGCCACGAAGUGGAGCUGCUGAUGAAAGAGAAGCCAUUCAAGAAGCAGAUUUGCCUCAACUUUCAGAGAGAAAUAAGCAUCGUUCUUCCGUUGCCAAGAGAUUGCCACAGGCAAACGGCCUCAGUCUUGCCAAGAGUAUGGUGAACCUUUAUACCACUACAGAGACCUACAGUAAACCUCAAAUGCUAACUCAGCAGUAUCUGGAACCGGAGAGAGCGAAAGAUUUGAGCAGAUCCACGCCUCUCCUUCUCUCAGAGACGGAAUCCGACACGGCUUCAGAAAUCAGCUUCCAGUUUAGCAGGCACAAGAAGUCUCCUAGUUUGGGCAGUCACUCCUCCGACAUGGCCUCUGUCUCCUCGGUGAGUGGCAGUGUUCUCAGCGUGUACAGUGGGGAUUUCGGAAGUGUCGAUGCUCAGGGGCUCGUUCAGUUUGCCUUGGACUACGAUGAGAAAAACCGCGAAUUCCAAAUCUACGUCUCCCAGUGCAAAGACCUGGCUAUUGUGGAUGAGAAGAAAGGCAGAACAGACCCGUAUGUCAAAACCUACCUGCUUCCUGACAAAGCUCGGAUGGGCAAGAGGAAAACAUCCGUGAAGAAGAGAACUGUGAACCCAGUUUACAAUGAGGUUUUGCGGUAUAAAAUAGAGAAAAUGGUUUUGCUGAUUCAAAAGCUGAACCUUUCGGUGUGGCACAAUGACCCUUUGGGACGGAACAGUUUCCUAGGUGAGAUGGAAGUUGACUUGGCGAGCUGGGACUGGAGCAACAACAGAUUGAACUGGUACCUGCUCAAACCACGGAGUCUGUCUACUCUCAAUUGCACCGACCAUCGGGGAGUCAUGAACCUGUCCAUUAAGUACGUGCCGCCUGGAAGCCUAGGCUGGAAGUCCCCUACAUCUGGCGAGGUCCAUAUCUGGGUCAAGGACACCAAAGAUCUCCCGCAGUUGCGCCCAUCUGGGGUGGAUUCCUUUGUGAAAUGCUACGUCCUUCCGGACACCAGCAAGAAGAGUUAUCAAAAGACCCGCGUGAUCAAGAGAGAUUCAAACCCCGUCUUUAACCACACAAUUGUAUAUGAUGGAUUUCACACGGAAGACCUAAAAGAUGCGUGUGUCGAACUGACUGUCUGGGAUCAUGAAAAACUGACCAAUCAUUUCCUCGGGGGAAUCAGGCUGGGUCUCGGAACAGGCUCUAGCUAUGGAAUUGCUGUUGACUGGAUGGAUUCCACACAAGAGGAAGUGGCUUUUUGGCAGGAAAUGAUGACGACGGCAAAUGAAUGGAUUGAAGGGACACUGCCUCUGCGCUCUUUAGCAGGGAAAAAGAAGCUGAAAUGAAACGGUUGGCUCCUCUCUGAGGACCGAAGGCCAGUUCACAGGCAGAGGGGAAGGUCAGUUGACUGCCUUCAUGCACCCAGCUUAGAGACACUUUCCAACAUUCUUUGAAGAUGUUAAGAGCAAAGUAUUAUUUCUUAUCCUGAGGGUGAACUGAAAAAAUACCAUGUUCUUACCGUACCAUAGCUAAAAGGCAAAGAAUAACUGUUGUUUACAUCUUGUGUACUAGAUGUUAGAUUUGGUUUACCCAAAGGGCAGGGAAGAAGAGAUGUAAAUAUUUUUAUAGGUAUUUUGUAAAUCAUGUUAGCAUUUUCAUGAUGCUGGGUUGUUUUUCUUAUGCAGGAGAAGUUAUAAUAAAACUGUGGUUAACUUUGCCUGUAUAUCCCCCUGUAAGCACAAUAUCAUAACAACUUUGAAACAUGAAGUCUGAAAUCGACGGCAUGUGAGAACUGUGUACCAGGAUAUCUGUGGCUGCUUUAGGAUAAGUCCCUUGGCCCAUCUGGCCGGUACUGCCUGUACUGGAGGUGGUCGUUAGAAGGUCGAUCACAGCCCACCAGUGGACAAUGGCCAACCUUCUGAUGGACCGUCCAAUAUCUUCUGGCUGCUAAGAUUUCCGCAAAGAAUGCCUGGGUUUGAUCUUACCUAGCAAGGCACCACUUCUGGGUUUUUUCCUCAGGAUCUCUUGACAAAGAUGAAUUGUGAAGAUGAACUUUAAAAAAAAAAUCUUACUUCUGAAAUAUAAAACCUAUCCUUGGCCCGUGUGGAUUAUGGUGAAGAAAAAGAAGGUGACACAACACUGAUGGGAAUCCACCGUUACCACCUGGCACCCGUGGCUACAAGCAUCAAGCAGAGGCCUUUACCCACCCACGUACCUGAAAUGGAACAUGGGAUCUUCAGCAUACAAAGCAUUUGUGCCACUGCGGAACUAGAGCCACAAGUGUUUGUUUCUCUGGAAGAGAUCUGGUCUUUCGUUGAUGCAUUAAACUCAAUUAGCCAAGCUG